AUGCAGUCGUUCAAUUAUGGUUCGAUGCCGAUGGGAGGGCGAGGGGUUAUCAUGGCUUACCGCGCCCAGCACCUCCAACAGCAGCAGGGCCACACGCACCAUCAACAUCUCCAUCAACACCAACAUCAUAAUCAGCAACAGCAGCAUCACAAUCACCAGUACUACGGCUACCAUACACAUUACCAGGCUGUGGUGUCUCCCAACGGUGCCACCGCACCUCAGUUAACACAACCAUCUUUUUUUCCCCUUCAUGCUGUAGUAACCCCGCCUCAUUAUUACAAUCAUUUGCAUCACCAACAUCACCUUUCGCAUUCUCAACAUCAAAUACAGCCGAACUCUGCUGUGGGGUAUGCUAAAACGGAGCGUUCUGGAUUUUCGCUAUACACACCUGCAGUUUAUGAUGCGGGUUAUUCUGCUUCUCGGCAGUCAUCUCAUCGAGAAAGUCAUCGUGGGGGCCGUGGUCGCACGGCAACGCGAGGAGGACACAACGCCGAGGGCGAUGUUCGAGAAUCCUACUUUGCGGUACAAUUAAAGAGUUUUGCGGCGUUGGACGAAGCAAAGCGAAAGAGUAGCAUACGUGAAUCUCUUCAUCCGACGGUGUUUGGGAGAAUGAGGCGUCGCGCAUCGCCCGGAGUACUAAAGAUUCUUGUCAUUGUGGCACGACAGUAUCUUGCGGCAUGCAUGUCAGUACCGCAGUCGGAUGACGACGUGAUUUUAUCGAAGGGAGUUGCGAUGACAUUUUUAGAUGUACAGCACGUCUAUUGUGACGACGGCAUUCGAUUAGUGGACAUGGAUGACGGCACCCAUGUUGUAAAACACGUUUAUUCGACACUUCGAACUGCUCUGGCCCAACUGGCAGCACAUGACAGGACGGAUAACAAGAGAGAGGCUACUGUAAAUCUUUUACAACCCACCGGGACACUUUUGCUGAAAGACAUUCUUGUCAAUCGUGCCGUGGCCACGACGAUUUUGGAGACUUUGGAAAGAGACGACGAAGAUGCAAAUAAUUUUUGGAUGCAACUUCUUUUUGAGCCUGCUCCUCCCACGGCGACGGAUGGCGCGGAUGGUUCGUCGCAGCAGCAGCAGCAGCAGCCAUCUGGAAAGCCAGGUCCUCCCCCGUUUCUUCCAUCAUAUGGGGUGGCAAUUUUUGCCACGACGCAGGGGAGUUGGUUAUUUAGAAAGGCCAUGAUGCAUCCCCAGCGAAGAGAGGCUUUCUUUCGCGUGUUACAGGACGCGGCAGUAGCACCUCCGCAGGAUGACACUGAAGCGGUGCUGUCACCGACUAUUCCUGAACGGCUAUUUCUGGCUCUGUUUUCUUCUCCUCUGGUAUCGCGCUUUGUGUUUGAGUGCUUUGGUUUGGUGGAGGGGGUGCAGCUUUGUGAGGCGGAGUUGACAGUUCUGUGUGCCGCUCUGGGGCGACUUGCACUAAAGGUUGUCUGCAGCACCGGCGGUAGUUUUCUCAUGACGGCGCUGGUGAAGGCACUUUGUCCAAGUCGCUUCACCCGCGGGCAAAAGACGAGUGGGAAACGUGGCCGUGACACGGAGACGCAUAUAAAACAACAACACGGCGACAAUGAGGGCCAACACCGUGCAACUGGCGGUGACGGUGGCGAUGGUGGUGGUGGUGAUGGUGAUGGUGAUGGUGAUAACGAGGGAAAUAACACUGGAAGCAGCGAGCAAGAAGACAAGACAAAUGGUAUGUGUGAGCAAAAUCGACCCAUCCACGUGGUGGGGCAGGAAUACCGUAUGUCGGAGAUGUCUUCAGAGUGGCGGCUCAUUUACGCGGUGGCUCGGGCCUUUGUAUCCGGUCCCAUUCCUGGUGAUACGGAAGAAACGGAGGCAACGCUGAGUUGCCGUGUCAAGUUGCUCACACAACACGUCGUGGCGUGCCGGUCCAUACAGAGUCUUAUUCCCUUCUUUGCUGAUACCGUUGCCCAAGGGGAAACGGAUCCAAAGCAGCAGCAGGAAAGUGCACAAAACACAUUGCCUGAUGCAGCACAGUUCUUCGAUGACUGUUCGAAAAUCCUCUCGGAGAUUGCGAAUCAAACGGGACUUCUGGCGAACCAUAGUUACGGGAAUUACGUAUUGCAGACAGUGGUGUCGGAGCUGACGCAGCGCACCGUCUCGGGAUCCCUCAUUCAAUCAAUUUUACACAAGGUCUUUGGUACGUUAAUUAGCACCGUCUUUGAGGCGAGUAUGCAGAAGUUUGCUUCGAAUUGUGUUGAGACGGCAAUUGCGGCGUGCCACAGUCUCCCGGACGGCAGUGCCCUCCUCCUGCGCUUUGCCAACGCGCUGCUCUCGGAAGGACCAACUCAAAUGGAGAGGGUGGCGAUGCAUCAGUUUGGCAACUACGUUGUGCGCCGUGUACUCGACUCCCUCACUGACAUCGCAACGUCGGCUUUUGCCACUGCCACCCCGGCGGAGGUGCAGGAGGCGUGUGAGUUGGAACUGCAGUACUUCAGCAUCCUCAGCGCGCAGUCCCACCGGCUCCGUCAGACGUCAUACGGCUCGGGUCUGCAGGCGUGGGUGGAGAAUCAACGUGGGAGGCUGCAGGGGGCAGAGGCGGGAGAAGAGGUGGCAGGUGGGGGAUGA
This is a messenger RNA of Trypanosoma cruzi, 2592 nucleotides long. RefSeq lists its product as uncharacterized. Gene Ontology annotation, cellular component: cytoplasm. The coding region runs from base 1 to 2592 and encodes 863 amino acids. Gene Ontology annotation, biological process: post-transcriptional regulation of gene expression. The transcript has a single exon. Gene Ontology annotation, molecular function: mRNA binding. NCBI's taxonomy places the organism in Eukaryota, Euglenozoa, Kinetoplastea, Trypanosomatida, Trypanosomatidae. The record is from RefSeq and is a predicted model, not a curated record.